Aspergillus thermomutatus is the source of this 669-nucleotide messenger RNA. RefSeq lists its product as uncharacterized. The coding region runs from base 1 to 669 and encodes 222 amino acids. Lineage: Eukaryota; Fungi; Ascomycota; Eurotiomycetes; Eurotiales; Aspergillaceae. The record is from RefSeq and is a predicted model, not a curated record. The transcript has 3 exons.
AUGGGACUCCGCACCCCCCAUUCCGGCCACCGCAUCGGGCCCGGACCGCGUCCCCAGCCGUCCGGGGGGGAUGAUCCAGUUGCCGACUCCCGAUCCGCCGGCGUGGCCGCGAAACCCGCGUGCACCCGUUGGGAUCGGCUCGCCCGACUGGUUUUGCCGGGUGCACGGCUCCCCACAGAGGCCGCACCACUUCUCCCACUAGAUAAUCCAGGUGGCCUGGGUCGCCUGCUUGACCUCUCCCAGACCGUGCGUGGCCGACCGCGCCGCCGGGGUCCCCGUCGGAUGGUUCUCGCGGGGAUCGCGCCCCCCGCGCCCAACUGGGACAUCCACGGGAUCCACCGGACCCACCAAAGCCGCCGGCGACGUCCCACCCUGACCGUCGCCGGCGGCUGCGGCCGGCUGCAACCCGAACCAGUCACCGCGCUGGAUCUCCACGAUGGCAGCUGCCGGCGACGGCAAGAGCCAAUCCGCAUGCAUCGCCGCGGGCGCCCCUGGCCCAUUGGCAGUGGUGAUCUGUUGACAGGAGUCAAUGGCGAAAUCUACCAGUCGACACAACAGGGAUCCCAGCAAGGCCUAGCCGCACUCGAGGUCCCUCGAUGGGGCCGACCAGGCCAUGGACUGGAUGACAUGAUCGAAAUGGAUCCUGCUGGAUCCUCUGAUGAAACAUGA